UCCAACAACUUCCAGCACAUCAGUCCUCUCAGCCAGCUUCCUUGAUCGACUCCCUCCAGGGCAGACAUCAUACAUACAGAUUCUCCGGCACCAAGCCCAGCCACUUCAUCGACAGCCACCAUGUGCUUCUACGACAUGUACAAGUUCUCUUGCCGCGACUGGAAGUGGGGAAACUUCCGUCAACACUGCCAGAAGGAGUACCGCACGGGCGAAACGUGUGGAACCAAAUUGAUCUACCAGACCAUCGACCAACCAGACAAAUGCACCUUUUGCGAGAAAAUCGAGAAGAAGCUGAGACGGCGCCAGAAAGCCGCCGAGGAUCGUCAACGAUGGAUGCAGGAGCCCCAGAGGUUUCGUGCUAGUAUCGAGAAGGCUACUGAAGAUAUCGCCACUUUGACCCGUGAAAUUCAGCAGCUGCAGAUGGAUAAGGAUGCCAAGUAUCAUAAUGUCGGCAACACCAAACGCAGGGCUUGAGAAUUGAUUGGUGGCAAGGCUCGCUCCGAUGGAUGGAUGGAUGGAGGUCGAAUCUGCGCUUCUUCGAUUCUUUCUGUAUUGAUUGAUUGAUUGAUUGAUCACCUUCGUUUCAGAACAGGGUGCAUCUUUUUUUUCCUCGGGGUCGGCUUCGUUGUAUCAGAUUGCUGCAGAGAUGUGCGUGGGCCACUCAUUUUUCGGCAGGACAGGGGGGUGUUUUUUGUUAUUAGCAUACCUUACGUACGAAGUCAUGACAUUUUUCUUUCUUCCUUCUG
Pseudocercospora fijiensis CIRAD86 is the source of this 746-nucleotide messenger RNA. RefSeq lists its product as uncharacterized. The record is from RefSeq and is a predicted model, not a curated record. Lineage: Eukaryota; Fungi; Ascomycota; Dothideomycetes; Mycosphaerellales; Mycosphaerellaceae. The transcript is spliced from 3 exons. The coding region runs from base 121 to 474 and encodes 117 amino acids.